Molecule: messenger RNA, 606 nt
Organism: Schistocerca serialis cubense
Lineage: Eukaryota; Metazoa; Arthropoda; Insecta; Orthoptera; Acrididae
Product: trypsin-3-like
Exons: 5
Coding region: 1-606 (201 amino acids)
Biological process (GO): proteolysis
Molecular function (GO): serine-type endopeptidase activity
Source: RefSeq, a predicted model, not a curated record
AUGAGGAACUUGCUGCUGGUCUGCUGCCUCUUUGGGGCUACAGCUUUAGUGUCCGGACACGGUGGCCGCAUCGUGAGCGGCGAGCCGGCGGAGGACCACGAGUUCCCGGCGCUGGCGUCGCUGCACGUGAACGGCAGCCACUACUGCGGCGCCAACGUCCUGAAUGAGCGCUGGCUGCUCACCGCCGCGCACUGCGUCAUAGCCAGCGGGUGGUCUCAGCAGACCAUACUGGCCGGCACCAACUCCCAGACCAGUGGAGGCUCCGUCCACCAGGUGGAACAGGUCAUCAUACACGAGAACUACACUGGCAUGCCGGUCUUUUUUGCAGAUAUAGCACUGAUCAGGGUGUCGCCGCCGCUGCCCCUGGACGGUGUGACCGUCUCCACAGUGCGGCUGCCCACGCAGGGCCAGGAGACAGAGGACAGAGCUGCCGGUGUCGCCGCUGGCUGGGGGUACCUCUCGGGUGACUCUGGCGGUCCUCUGUACGUGGACGGGCUGCUGGUGGGCACCGUGGACUUCAGCCAGUACUGUGGCGGCAUCACUCCGCCCAGCGUCUUCACGAGGGUCGCUUCCUUCGUGGACUGGGUACAUAACAACAUCCAGUAG